Molecule: messenger RNA, 1572 nt
Organism: Lampris incognitus (smalleye Pacific opah)
Lineage: Eukaryota; Metazoa; Chordata; Actinopteri; Lampriformes; Lampridae
Gene: c1h2orf68
Product: chromosome 1 C2orf68 homolog
Exons: 4
Coding region: 66-569 (167 amino acids)
Source: RefSeq, a predicted model, not a curated record
UAGUACCCCGAGACUUGUUGCAGUGAUCAACACACUAAUGAAUUCAAUUUAGAGUAUUUAAUGUAAUGAUCGAAAUGGAUAUCUUGAGGGACGAUGUAGCGCAUGACUUGAAAUACAAACCCGGGGGUCGUUUAGAUAUGAGCCAUGGUUUCCUGCACCAUAUUCGGAGGAACCAGAUUGCCAGAGAUGACUAUGAUAAGGAGGUGAAGCAAGCAAAAGAGCUCCAGCGGCGUAGGCACACCACAACUCCCAGACGCCCCCGACGACCAGACAUCCAGGUUUACCAUCCUCGAUGCAGAAAAGAAUUAGAGGCGGGGUUAGGUACCGAGACUGAAGAGUGGAAUGAGAGUGGAUCAAGUACAGAGACAGAGACCCAUGGAACUGAACUAUUCUGGCUGGACUACCAGGCGGACUCUGGCACUAUCACCUCCUACAUUGUCCACAAGGAGGAUAAGCCAGAGAAAGUGGUGGAACGUGUUGCGGAGAAAAAUGUCCUUGACGCAGCCAUGAGGCGAGCACUUGAGGCCCGGAUCCAAAAGGAAAUAGACAAACGACGAGACAAACGUUGAAUGAGCUUCUAGAAAGGAAGGCAGUAGACAGAAGAGCUAGAAGUGAAGUCAAUUUUAUUUGUAUAGCCCAAUAGCACAAAUUACAAACUUGCCUCAGUGGGCUUUACAGCAACACAACAUCAUGUCCUUAGACCCUUGCAGUGGAUAAGGAACAACUCCCUAAAAAAAAGAGACCAGCAAAACAACACAAUAUUUCCUAUUCAGAUAAUAUCAACUUUAUGCUAACAGUAUCAGAGGAUUAAUGAGGAUCCUGCAAUACUGUUCAAUAACACUCAGCUGAGAGUUUAUGUGAUACUGCAUAAUCAAGUUGAUCUGUUUUCUGGUUGGUUGGUUGCUAGAAGUUAAUUCACAUGGCUUAAUUUAUACUGUAUGAAUAAGGGCUGGACUACAACAUACAAUGUCAUUUAACAGACACUUUAAUCCAAAGCGACGUACAUCUGAGAGGUAGGUAGUUAGCUUGUAUAGCAUUAGGAGUCAAAGCCACUGACUCUUACCGGAGACUCGUCCCGGUCUCUGGCGGGAAAGCCGGCGUUCUUACCUACUGAGCUAUCCAACUGCUAUCCUAAUAUUUACUAUGAAAUAUUAAACUGUUACCUCAGGGGCGUCUGGGUGGCGUAGCGGUCUGUUCCAUUGCCUACCAACAUGGGUAUCGCCGGGUUGGAUCCCCGUGUUACCUUAGGCUUGGUCGGGCGUCUCUACAGACACAAUUGGCCGUGUCUGCGGUUGGGAAGCCGGAUGUGGUUGUGUGUCCUGGUCACUGCACUAGCGCCUCCUCUGGUCGGGCGGGGGGGUAAUAGCGUGAGCCUCCCACGCACCACAUCACGCAGGUGACAUUUCCUCAUAGUUAGGUGAAAAGAAGCAGCUGGUGACUCCACAUGUAUCGGAGGAGACAUGUGGUAGUCUGCAGCCCUCCCCGGAUCGGCAGAGGGGGUGGAGCAGUGACUGGGACGGCUCAGAAGAGUAGGGUAAUUGGCUGGAUACAAUUGACCUUUCGCAAAGUCCC